This is a messenger RNA of Oncorhynchus tshawytscha (Chinook salmon), 1784 nucleotides long. RefSeq names its product UDP-N-acetylglucosamine transporter. Gene Ontology annotation, molecular function: UDP-galactose transmembrane transporter activity. NCBI's taxonomy places the organism in Eukaryota, Metazoa, Chordata, Actinopteri, Salmoniformes, Salmonidae. The coding region runs from base 457 to 1611 and encodes 384 amino acids. The record is from RefSeq and is a predicted model, not a curated record. Gene Ontology annotation, biological process: pyrimidine nucleotide-sugar transmembrane transport. Gene Ontology annotation, cellular component: Golgi membrane. The transcript is spliced from 9 exons.
UUUGAAGCACUCAGCAGAAACCCGAAGACUACCCGAAGAAUUAUAAAUUCCUUUGCAUUGUGUUGAUGUGGCAAGUCACAAUUAGCUUUUUGAAAGUCCUAUAUCUUGAAAGCUUUAUUUCUGAAAUGCAAAACAUUUUGGGACUGUAUCAACAGUGGACUAAUAGUUUUUGAGUGGAUUUUUCCUUUCAGAGCUGUGCCUGCCUUUGAGUGAGCCUAUGGCUGGCCCAGUCAGGAUGCAUAAACAUCAACAACUUUUCAGCAAUUUGACCUAGCUCUUGCAACAUUACUGAAUUUGCUUCUCCCAUCUGGCUCUCCAGUCACUAAGCGCUAACACAUAGGAAGGAGUGGCAUCCUGCCUCUCCAAAGGGACCUGGCUGAUUUUACCUCCAGGAGCCACGUUGCCUUCUCAGCCGUCCUGCUAUGGUUUGUCUUGUUUUAUUGGUUGGGGAGUGUUAUGAGUUGCUCAGAAAAGGGCUAUGGGUUAGAUCUCUGCAUGCUGAAGCCUAAACCAGGCCUUUCACGCCUGGCCACAUCCCCUGACUCUAUGGAGGCAUCCCACCUCGUUUCCAUGUCAUCGCCCCUUGUCUCCCCAUCCCAGUCACGGCUCAAGUACAUGUCCCUGGGUGUGCUGGUGCUGCAGACCACCUCACUGGUGCUUACCAUGAGGUACUCGCGCACACUGCAAGGCGAGGGGCCCCGCUACCUAGCCUCCUCAGCCGUGGUGUUGGCCGAACUGCUUAAGAUCCUCAUCUGCCUGCUGCUCAUCUUCUAUGACCACGACUUCAGUUUUCUUGUGUUGAAUCGGGUACUGAAGGAAGAGAUUCUCAACAAGCCCAUGGAGACGUUGAAGCUGGCCAUCCCAUCAGGCAUCUACACACUCCAGAAUAACCUUCUCUAUGUCGCCCUGUCCAAUCUGGACGCUGCUACCUACCAGGUGACGUACCAGCUGAAGAUCCUGACCACAGCCCUGUUCUCAGUAUCCAUGCUGGGGAAGAGACUGGGGCUCUACCAGUGGCUGUCCCUGCUCAUCCUCAUGACUGGUAUCGCUCUCGUUCAGUGGCCUUCAGAGUCUCUGGAUGGGCCAGCUCCGACGCCUCUGUCUGCAGGCUCCCAGUUAGUUGGUGUGAUAGCCGUACUGAUAGCCUGCUUCUCCAGUGGCUUCGCUGGAGUCUACUUUGAGAAGAUCCUCAAAGGGACCAAACAGAGUGUGUGGGUCCGCAACAUCCAGCUAGGUUUGUUUGGCCUGGUGUUUGGUCUAAUGGGAGUGUUUGUGUACGACGGAGAGCGAGUGAGGGAGUCCGGAGUGUUCCAAGGCUACAACCCACUCACCUGGACUGUUGUGGCCCUGCAGGCUCUGGGUGGGUUGGUCAUAGCAACAGUCAUUAAGUAUGCAGACAACAUCCUGAAGGGAUUUGCCACCUCACUCUCCAUCAUCCUGUCAACACUCAUAUCCUACUUCUGGUUGGUGGACUUCGACCCCACCAGUGUGUUCUUCCUAGGAGCAGUGCUGGUCAUUGCUGCCACCUUCCUGUAUGGCUAUGAGGCUCAGGCCUGCCACCUGCCACCAGCCACAGCAGAGUCUAGAUUGGAGACCCACCACCUGCCAUAGCAGAGUUUAGAUUGGAGACCUGCCACCAGCCAUAGCAGAGUUUAGAUUGGAGACCCACCACCUGCCAUAGCAGAGUUUAGAUUGGAGACCCACCACCAGCCGUAGCAGAGUCUAGAUUGGAGACUCACCACCAGCCAAAGCAGAGUCUAGAUUGGAGACCCACCACCAGAGUC